Molecule: messenger RNA, 790 nt
Organism: Mangifera indica (mango)
Lineage: Eukaryota; Viridiplantae; Streptophyta; Magnoliopsida; Sapindales; Anacardiaceae
Product: stem 28 kDa glycoprotein-like
Exons: 3
Coding region: 40-759 (239 amino acids)
Source: RefSeq, a predicted model, not a curated record
CUUCUUCAGAUUCCAGAAAAACUAAUCCAGCCACAUAUCAUGAGAGUGUUUUCACUCUCUUUGUUUCUAGCCACACUUCUAGCAGCAUCCCUCGGUUUAUCAUACCUCAGUUGGCAACUCGUGAUCGGCAGAACUAAAAUCAUGCGAUCAAAAACAGCUCCUAACCACAAAAAUUACUUGUACUUGAAGCAUUACAUGUUAGGUCAUCACAGUCAGUACAUGAAAGACUCGAAAGCCGUCGCUGAGAAGGCCCUUCGCUACGCCAAAAGCCAGAAGCUCGCAGCCGAUGGCAAUGACAUAUGGAUCUUUGACAUAGACGAUACCUUAAUCUCUCAUUUGCCCUAUUUUGCUAAACAUGGACUCGGGACGGAACCGAUGAAUGUGACGUUGUUUAUUGAAUGGAUGAAUAAAAGCAAAGCACCGGCGUUGCCGGCGAGUCUUAAUCUGUACAGAGAAUUGUUAUCACUUGGGUUUAAGAUUGUCCUCCUGACGGGAAGGCCUGAAGAAUGGAAAAUGUCGACAGUCAACAAUCUGAAGAAAGUCGGAUACCAUUCCUGGGAGAAAAUUAUUCUCAAGGCAUCAUCUUAUCCAGGAAAUUUAUCAUUCCAAUCAUAUAAAUCCAAUGAAAGAAGAAAGCUUGUGGAGAUCAAUGGAUACAGAAUCAUCGGUAACGUGGGGGAUCAAUGGUCCGAUAUCAGGGGGAGUCAUCGAGGAAGUCGGACAUUUAAGCUCCCUAAUCCAAUGUACAACAUAUCAUAGUUACUUAAAUGUUCACUAGAUGAAAUUUUCA